This is a messenger RNA of Phytophthora sojae, 606 nucleotides long. RefSeq lists its product as hypothetical. NCBI's taxonomy places the organism in Eukaryota, Oomycota, Peronosporomycetes, Peronosporales, Peronosporaceae. The transcript is spliced from 2 exons. The record is from RefSeq and is a predicted model, not a curated record. The coding region runs from base 1 to 606 and encodes 201 amino acids.
AUGAGCGCUAUUCCAAACUACGACGAUGCUAUUCCAAAGAAAUACCGAGGGGUAUCGGUUAAAACAAUCCCAGAAUUGGAUAUCAAAAGCUUCUUCAGAAUGCUUAUUCUCGGUCCAAGUUAUUCCGGCAAAACAAAUUUAGUGAUGUUCAUUCUCAAGCAUUCGCCCAAUGUUUUCGCUCACCUGCAUGUAAUUGCUCGCAAUAAAGAUCAACCUAUAUACGAUUUCCUUAGAGAAAAGCUUGAUGGCUUUAUCACAUUCUACGACGAACCUCCUAACGUAGAUAACGUCCGUAGCACUCCGAUAAACAGUAAAAAGGUUGAGUUAGUUAUCAUUGAUGACUAUGGCGCGGAUAAACUUCUACAGAAAAAUUUAUUUAGUGAAUUCUUUAUUAGAGGUCGCCACCACUUUUUAAGUACAAUAUUUAUUGCUCAUAGCUACUUCGCUACUGACAAACUCCUGCGAUUGAAUUCAGAAUAUGUAGCAAUCUUAAAUGCUAAUUCGAAGCGUGAUUUACAGAUGGUUGGACAAAUCCUGCUAUGUGAUUCGGUUAAGGGGCAAAUCCGUUAUAACUUUGACAGAGUUAUCGACCUAUCCCAGUUAUAA